This is a messenger RNA of Chilo suppressalis (striped riceborer), 1720 nucleotides long. The record is from the annotation of a GenBank genome assembly. NCBI's taxonomy places the organism in Eukaryota, Metazoa, Arthropoda, Insecta, Lepidoptera, Crambidae.
AAUCUGUGCAUCGUAUUGAAAAAUUAGCUCAUAAAUAAAAUAAAAAUAAAACAAGACGCAAUGAAAUAAGGUGUUAUGGUUAAAUUGUAUGUAAACACCUAUUUCUUCUCUUGAAAAAUCGAUUUCAAUGAAAGAUGGCGCAAAGCUCGCACGGUGGCAGCCACCGGCGGAGUCGCGACCACGAGGGUACCUCCUCCCGCUUCACCAACAGCGAUUGGGAGGCCAAGGAAGCCCUAUACCAGAGGGAACUAGACGAGGCCCGCGCCCGCGCCACGCAGAUGGAGAAGACCAUGCGCUGGUGGUCGGACUGCACCGCCAAUUGGCGCGAGAAGUGGAGCAAGGUCCGCACCGAACGAAACAAGGCAAGGGAAGAAGCAAAACAGCUCAAAUCCAAAGCAGACACUCUCGCUAAAGAAGUCACCUCUUUAAAGUCUGAGAAACAAGACAUAGAAUCGCAGCUGGCGGAAGCGAAACGCGACAAUGAGAAAUUACUCAGCAUCGGUGAGAGCCGAGUGCUAUCAGGAGAUUUGACUGUGGAAGACGGAGUCGAGUUGAGGAGGAGGAAUGUCGGUUACGUGUCCCCGAACGAUCAGCCGUCGAUAAGGCAGCGCGCGUCCCUCGACUCGCACAAGUUUUCGAACGUCGACAAUGUUCUCGCGAACAAACUGGCCGAGUUGCGGCUGCGAUUAGACGAAACAAGCAAAAGCUUGCAAAGCGAGAAAGACCAAAAGGCUUUCCUGUUAGACAAAAUAGAAACGUUGACAGCUGAAUUGCACAACGCCAAAAUGGAACUCACCCAUGGAGACAGAACGAUAGGCUCCACGGAUUCUAGUCAUAGCGAAGUAGAAAGACUCCAGAACGAACUGCAAGACGAAAUAGCAGCCAAACAGGUGCUGGAAGAGAAGAUUGCCGAAUUAAAGAUGGAAGUAGAGAGGCUGAAGUCGGAGAACACUGUGCAAUGGAGCAAAAGGGAGUUGUUGGAAACGGAAAACGUAGCCAUUUUAAGGGAGAACAAGAAACUGUACAGCCAAGUGUGCGAAUUGAGGGAGCAGAUUCACAAGCUGAAUCGAAUAUCUGACGGCAGUGUGUACGGUGUUCCGUUCGUGAGUGAGCAUUCUAAAUUGAACUCUAAUGUGCUGUACGUAAGGAAGUCCAGCGCGAGCCCUAGAUCGCGGGACUCCAGUAACGGGUCUUCGGAGGCGAAUCUCGCACAGUCGGACGCUAAAGCGUAUACUUCGGGCGAGGACGAAGAAUUAGCUAUAAUCGAACGAAACGAGAACUCUUGAAAGUAAGUACUUACUUGAUCGUGACUUCCUGCAAGUUAGCUAGAGAGUCGUAAAUUCACAAUGCAACGAGGAUCGGCAACAAUUUUUACUUUUGACAAAUCAACUAUUGAAUUGUUAUUCUCUUUGAUUGAGAAAAACCAAAAUCCAGAUAGACCUUUGUCAAAUAUUCUGUCAGCAGCAUGGCAUUAUUAAUAACAGAUACUUAUUAAUAAGUCCAUGGUCAGUAGUGUAUCAAAAUAAUUUAUACAAGAAAACAAGAUGAAAAAAAAAAUGAUUGAAAUCUUGGCAAUCUGAAAAGGUCACAAUUUGUAAUUUUACCAAACAAUAACAAAAUAGGUUGUACCCACAUAAAGUUAAGGCCUAAAAAUUUCGACUUUUAAUCGAUCUCUAAUUAAUUUUAAUUAAAGAAUUAGGAACAUAUUUAAAAUAAAAAG